Saccoglossus kowalevskii is the source of this 1722-nucleotide messenger RNA. Its product is annotated as RCC1-like G exchanging factor-like protein. The record is from RefSeq and is a predicted model, not a curated record. NCBI's taxonomy places the organism in Eukaryota, Metazoa, Hemichordata, Enteropneusta, Harrimaniidae. Gene Ontology annotation, molecular function: rRNA binding; guanyl-nucleotide exchange factor activity. Gene Ontology annotation, biological process: positive regulation of mitochondrial translation. Gene Ontology annotation, cellular component: mitochondrial inner membrane.
ACGUCAUUCAAUAUGUCUGCGCCCAUGUGAGCAUGCUGUUUGAAAACAUUGAAUACUGCUACAUUGAUCGACGAUGACAAAGUGUGUCUGUUUACACCCAGGAGAAUGAAUUCAGCAGUUUGGAGACGGAACCUGGAGAUUGUAUCAAAUAUAACAAGAUGGCACAUGCUAAACAGUGGAACCCACGUUAGGAAUGCUGUCUCUUGGUUGAGACACUCCCAUAUUGACACUAAAAAUGAACAUGCAAAACUCAAGAUCUCUGAUGGAAAUUUUCCAUUGAUCCAAAAGCAUUUACAGAAUUAUGUGACUCGUAAUGGAGACUUAUUUUGUAGAAACUCUGGCUGCCACUUUCAUUCAUUUACCUCAUCAACUCUCUUACAUUUACAACAUAACAAUACUGUAUUCAGUAAAAGACAUAGACGAAAGAAAAAUAUCUAUGAGAUGAAACCCAAGCAGACAAAAGAUGAUGUGGAAAAUAUGGAUGUCUUCCAGUAUGUUGGAGAAAGAAGUAAACCAGCACGUAGACUUUAUGUGUGGGGCUAUGCACAUACAGGUGCACUUGGGAUUCCAACCUUUGUGAAGGUGAAAGGAACUGGUAAACAACCUAGAAAAUACCAAGUGACACCUUACAGGUUGGACUUAAAUGACAGAAUUUCUAAAGUAGCAUGUGGUUGUGGAUUCACAUUGUUCUCAAGUCGUCAAACUAACAGUAGAAAAGUCUGGGGUACUGGUAUGAACACCGACUCACAACUUGGACUGCAGACGAUUUCCGGCACAGCAGGAAGGGUUUUGGAUUAUGUAAUUCAACCUGCUACGAUUGAUUUGCCGCUUUACAAACCUCUGAGUACGCGAGUGGUGCAGGUGGCGUGUGGAAGAGCACACUCUAUAAUUCUCACAGAUCAAGAAGGGGUUUUUUCAAUUGGUAACAAUUCAUACGGUCAAUGUGGAAGACCAGUGAUAGAGAAUGAGAAAUAUCAAGCCAAUCCUACUAUGCACAGAAUAAAACAACUGGGAAAUAGUGUAGUGCAGAUUUGUUGUGGCCAUGAUCAUAGUCUAUUCCUUACAGAGGAUGGUAGAGUCUAUAGUUGUGGUUGGGGUGCUGAUGGACAGACAGGUUUAGGCCAUUUCAAUACAGUCAGUGAAGUUUCAGAGCUGGAAGGAGACAUCAAGGGAGAGAAAAUUACAAAAGUGACAUCUUUUUCUGACUGCUGUUUGGCGUUAUCAGAAAAUGGUAAAGUGUUUGGAUGGGGAAAUUCUGAAUACAAUCAAUUGUCUCGUAUCACUCAGCAUUCACAGGUGAAUACACCAAUUCAUCUACCAUUUGAUGGCGUUGGAAAAGUGGUUGACAUAGCAACUGGAGGUACAAUGUGUGCAAUACUUAAUGAUGCAGGCAGUGUGUUUGUUUGGGGUUAUGGUAUACUUGGAAAAGGACCAAAUCUAUCACAAAGUCAUCGACCUGAACACAUACCAGAUGCAUUAUUUGGGAAAACUCAAUAUAAAAGUGAUGUUCAAGUUACCAAAAUAGUGUGUGGUCUUCACCAUUUUGCAGCAGUAAAUAGUUUAGGAGAAUUGUUCACAUGGGGUCGAAAUGACAAUGGAUGUCUUGGAUUAGGUCACAGAAAUGAUCAGUAUUUCCCAUUAAAGGUACACCUUGCUGGUGAGGUCAUUGAAGUGUCCUGUGGAGCAGAUCAUACAGUGGUUCUUGCCAAGACGUUUAUCUAG